Molecule: messenger RNA, 567 nt
Organism: Talaromyces rugulosus
Lineage: Eukaryota; Fungi; Ascomycota; Eurotiomycetes; Eurotiales; Trichocomaceae
Exons: 1
Coding region: 1-567 (188 amino acids)
Source: RefSeq, a predicted model, not a curated record
AUGAAAGGGCGGGCUUGGGAGAGGGGUUUGGGGAGGGCUUCUGGGCGGUUUCAGCGUGAAACACGUAUCGCCACGCCCAAACCUUCGCAGGCCACUGGCCAGUCAGAAUGCAGGAAAAGCCCCACAGGAAGACUCCGAGAGGCUGGGCGCAGCCACUGUGGGGCGUUCCAAAAAAAACCCGCUUACGUACGCCGUAUUGCCGAGCGCUCCUUCCUGUUCCUGACUCUGGUUUUGUUCCUGUGCCUGACGAAAGAAAACAUCAACAACAAAACAACAACACAUCAGGUCAAUGAAGAACAACCGCCAAAGAGCACAACGCAUCGCAAAAAUAGCAUCCAGUACGGGCUCCUUUGUCUGUCAUCCGUGCUGACCGCCAGCAUGCAACGUCGACGCCAGCGUGUCGGCCCUGCCAGGCACACUCCAAUCACACGCCGCGCCAACCGCGCCGGCUUCUCUGCCCAUGGCGAUGCACUAGAGUCUAGCGCUGCAGAUGUGCCCAUCAGGCCAGCCAACGCCGAGAGGGGCGAUAUGGGGCCUUCUGUUCGUCAGCACAUCUCCAGCGGCUAG